Messenger RNA from Monodelphis domestica (gray short-tailed opossum), 3725 nucleotides. NCBI's taxonomy places the organism in Eukaryota, Metazoa, Chordata, Mammalia, Didelphimorphia, Didelphidae. The record is from RefSeq and is a predicted model, not a curated record.
GUGGGGGCAUGGGGCUGCAGAGGUACCCAGGCAGAGAAGACAUAUUUCUCCUCUCUGAGCUAGCUAAGGGCUACCCGGCGGGCCAGGGAGCAGCAACCCGGAGAACAACAUGGAGUGUGGAACACCGAGUCCUGUCCCGGGACCCAUCUGGGGAGCCGGAGGGCAAGCAGCCAGACUCGGGCAUGUCUUCACCCAACACCACCAUGUCAGCUCAGCCCCCACACUUCGACCUCUGCUCUCCCACAAGCACUCUCUCCAAUUACGACUCCUGUCCUUCCAGCCGAUCCAGCACCCGAGGCCACCUGGGGGGCCCAGGGCCUAGGCUGCGCAACUCGACUGUCACAGAUAUGCAGACCUACAUGGACAUGCUGAAUCCUGAGAUGGGCCUUCACGGCAGGAAGAAGGGAGGCCCCACCACCCCUCCACCUCCACCCAGCUUCCCUCCACCACCCCCUCCCCCUGGCACUCAGAUGCCCCCACCCCCUCCUGCCUAUCCAGCUCCCAAGCCCCCCAGUGGGCAGCACACAGCUGAUAUCUACGUUCAGGCCAAGAGCAAACUUCGGCAUGUGGAGAGAGAGGCCCUGAGGAGGGAGCUGAGCUCCCGCGACGGCCACGACGGGCUGCGGCGGGUGGACUCGGGCCGGAGGUCCCGCAGCUUUGGCAAACAGCCCAGCACCGGGGACUAUUACCGCCAGCUCGGCUACGGCCCCGGGGAGCCCCUGGCAACCAGUCCGGGGAUGGCCCAUAGCGAGGAGGCGGCUCUUCUCUCGGGUAGCCAAGUGCACAACGGAAGCGUUGCAGACCACAGGGGAGCCAGGGACCUGCCGCCUCCGCCACCGCCCCCACCCUUGCCGGAGGCCCUGAGUUCACCGCCCCCAGCGCCACCUCUGCCCUGCGAAGGGUCUGGACCUGUUUGCAGCCAGCGCCGCUCCUCUUCUUCCACGGGCAGUACCAAGUCCUUCAACAUGAUGUCCCCAACUGGCGACAACUCUGAACUACUGGCAGAAAUCAAAGCAGGAAAGAGCUUGAAGCCAACCCCACAGAGUAAGGGCCUCACCACAGUCUUCUCAGGCAGUGGACAGCUCCCUUCUCUGACAGAUGCUCCACCCCUGUCUCCAUCAAUGCCCCGGGCCAGGAGCCCCACUCCACCAGCCAGCACCAUUCCAGGGGCAGGUGGAGGCCCUCAUCAACCUGUCCUAAAUGGCACUGUGGCCCCACCACUGACUCCAACACAGAACUUGCAGCUGGAUGUUGAGACACUGAUCCCCACACAUGAUGAGCAGGGACGUCCCAUCCCCGAGUGGAAGAGACAAGUGAUGGUUCGGAAACUUCAAAUGAAAAUGCAAGAAGAAGAAGAGCAGAGACGAAAGCUGACCGCCGGCUACUGCUGCUACCAACCAGAGGGCUGGAGGUUCUCCCGCACCCACAAUGCCAUGCUGGGGCCCUUCGGGGAGCUCAUGACGGAAGAAGACAUCAAUCGGAUAGAGCAGCAGAUCGAAAAUCUCCAGGUAGUCCACAAGGCCCAGAAGCUGGAAGCGCAGCUGGAACAGCUGGAACUAGAGCUGCAGCAGCUGCUGCCGGUGUCCGCGGCGCUAUCCAGCCACCGUUUCACAGUGAACCCCCGGCGCAUGCAGGGCCGGGCUGACGACCUGCCCGCCUGGUGCAGCAAGAUCUCCACGCUGCUCAAGAGCAUGGCCAUACUGCUGGCCACUCUGGGGGGCCGGCCCUCCCACCUGACCGACCUAGUCACUGCCGAGACGGGUCAAGCCUUGGCCCCCGAGGCAGACUGGAGGCUGGGCUCCGGGGGGCUCGGCCGCUCCUAUUCCUUCAGCUGCAGCCGGGAGGAGGUGGCCCGGGAGAUCUUGGAGUGCGGGGUCUCGGUCAAGACCCUCAAAGCCAACUACGAGCUGCACAUGCAGGGCCCGGAGGCCGAGUACUGGUACCCCCGCAAGUUCUCGCUGCCCGUCAGCGUCACGGUCUCCGACGUCUUUAGCCGGGAACCCAUCCUAGAGGAAGACUACGUGUCCGGAAGCAUGGCAGAGCCCUGCCUGGGCGGGCCCUUGACGGAUGGUCCUUCAGCAAGCCCGAGGUCUGAGCGCCUACUGACGGCUCCUCAGGAGCCAUCCGAGCUGUCGUCCUCUGAAGACCCCUUAGCUAGCCUGUACCCCCCGGAGGAGCCGGGCGACGAGGUGACGCUUUUUGAGCCAGAACAGCUGGCCCAGGGCCCACCUCUCUCCACUGAGCUUCGAGGCGUCCAGGACUACAUCGACAUGCGGAAGGAGCGCAUAGUGUACCUCUUCCUGGAGCACUGGCGCAAGUGGACUUUCAGCGGCCCGGGGCGUCAUACGCAGGCCCGCCUUCGCAGGUUACUGCCCCGGGUGGUGGCGGGAGAGCUCGAGCCCAAGCAGGCUCCAGAGGAACCAGCCCAUCACAGCCUUGGCAACGACCACCGGCUGCUGUAUUUCAUGAAACAGAGGCACGUGGUAGGCAAGUUGCUGGCCCACUGGCGGAGUCUAAUGCGCCAGGUGCCAUCCCGGCAUCUGCGCCGCCUCAGUCAGGGCCAAGGGCUCUACUGGCCUGAGCACUUCCUGCCUCACGUGGGCGGGGUGCCUGCCAGCUAUGACAGCCUCAGCCUGGACCUCUUCAUGCUGGGCUAUUUCCAGCUACUGGAGAUGCGCAUGAGCCCGGAGGAGCGCAAGUUUCGUCACCUGCUCUGCUACGAGAUGUUUGACCGCCUGGGCAGCCAUCCAUGGGAGCUCAUCCGCCUUUUCCACCGAGUUGUGCUGGAGGAGGUGGAGGCUGGCCGUCGGGCCUGGCAGGAUGGCUUUGAGGACCUGAAGAGGGCGUUCUUUGGAGAUAGCCCAGAGCCCCCAGCCGAGGAGCCUCUGGCCCAGCUCCAAGCGCCAGCCCCUGUACCCCAGCCUCCACCGCCCCCACUGCCACCACCAUUGCCCCAGGCGGGGCACCCACUUAGUCCUGUCCCACCAGCCCCUCCCCAGGCUGCAACAGAGCCCUUCAAUCGGGCCGACUCUCUGCAGCUGGUAGCCGAGAUGGGAGAGUUCAGCAACGAAGAUAUCUGCCGCUACAUCGACAGAAGCUUCUCCUUCUGGAAGGAAAAGGAAGCAGAGCUGUUCGACAUUUGAGCAGGGGAGAGGCAGAAGUCAAGGCAGCAAUCCACUGGGAAUGGCAUCUAUCUAGGAGCCCUUAUAGAAAUGGAGACUGGAUGUGUGAGGACGGGCUAUGUCAUUUUCCCAGGAAUGAGAAGCCCAGCUGAGCUGAAGCUGAAGCCAGGCAGGACCAUGAUUAGCCAGGGCGUUUCUGAUGAGGGACAGGAUGCUGCGAUGGUGCCUUUAGGAGGCAGGGACAUGGCUGGGAUAGAGCCUCCAGCUCUCCAGUUGGCUCCCCAAGGGAUGAUUCUCUACAAAGCAAGGAGGAUGCUCUGGGGACCUGGUUUCAUUGUCUGCUCUGCAAACAGGCUCACGUCUAUCAUUUUGUUCAAAGGUCUGGAGCCUUGGAACCUCUGAGGAGGUAGACCUGUCUAGCUGGGACCCCAUUAUGGCUUCAAACCUAAGGCCUGCUUUCUCUCUGAGAUUGAGAACUGGGGAAGUUCCAAGCCCUGAUCUAAUCAAAGAGUCUGGGGCUGUGGGAACUGAGUUGUGUGCCGUGUGAUGUGUGCAGAUUACCUCUUCCCUGUUACAGAGAAUAAUAAAGAUUUUUGCCCUGAA